AUGUACGCGGUAGCGUUCGAGCAUGCCGCUGUGAUAGAGCAUCUAUUGACAGUGUCUCACAUCGACGGCAUCGACGUGAAUGUGAUAGAUGACGGCUUUCUCGGAACGGCGCUGAUACGCGCGGUCGGGAACGGACACACCGCCGUGGUCAAGCUGUUGUCGGCGUGGCCAGGUAUCGACGUGAACGUGAAGAACGAGUUUGGAACGACAGUGCUGAUGUACGCGGCACAGAUGGGGCAAGAGGCGGUGGUGGCUCAGCUGCUGGCCACGGCAGGCAUAGAUGCAACCACAAGAGAUGAUGACGGUCGGACUGCACUAAUGCAUGCAGAGCGUUACGAACACGCGGCCGUGGUCAAACUUUUGAGAAACUUCGCUCAAGAUUAA
Cladophialophora bantiana CBS 173.52 is the source of this 384-nucleotide messenger RNA. RefSeq lists its product as uncharacterized. NCBI's taxonomy places the organism in Eukaryota, Fungi, Ascomycota, Eurotiomycetes, Chaetothyriales, Herpotrichiellaceae. The coding region runs from base 1 to 384 and encodes 127 amino acids. Gene Ontology annotation, molecular function: protein binding. The transcript is spliced from 2 exons. The record is from RefSeq and is a predicted model, not a curated record.